GGAAAUAGUGUAGUGGUUAAUCUGGUCCCCAAACAGAUUGGUGCUCCCGCUCAGCAGUCAUGGCGGAGUACAGCCAGGCAGGGCUCCUGGCGGCUCUGCUCCUCUUCACGGCCCUCACGGUCCGGGAUGUUUACCUGGGCAGGUCGAGCUCUGAGCCGGGACAGCAGCAGGACCACAGACCCGGACAAUCCCCGGAACUGCUGUCCGACUCUGAGCCCGGGAAACCCGCCAAACACUCGAUGUACACCGGGCCGGUGCUCCGCUUCCAGUACUGUAUCUCCUGAGGAUACAGCAAAGUGUUCCAGGAGUACUCCAGAGCCAUCAGCCAGCUGUACCCGGACAUCCGCAUCGAGGGAGAAAACUACCCUCCAACCCCCCUCAACAGGUGUGUUGGGAACCUGUUCUCAUAUCUGAAGCUGCUCGCCAUCCUGGUCAUCGUUAGCGGUCAGAACCCCUUUGUGCUUCUGGGACUCGACACUCCGAGAGCCUGGGCCUGGACCCAGGACAACAAGAUCUUCUCUUGUCUGAUGGCUUUCUUCCUCUGCAACAUGAUGGAGACACACUUCCUGUCUACGGGAGCCUUUGAGGUCACGCUUAAUAAUGUGCCCCUCUGGUCCAAGCUUCAGUCUGGUUACGUUCCAAACAUCCAGGAAAUGUUCCAGAUCCUCGACAACCAGCUGAAGAUGAACCCGCUUGAUCAGAGGAGCUUCACCACUGCCUAGAAGAACCCCAGCCGUGCUGCAUUCAGGUGACCCAGCUCAGUGGGACGUUCAGCCGCUGGCGUUCAUGAAGGUUUGGCCCGAAAGCAGAUUCUGCUGGGCCUGGCCGGAUGUCCUCUGCCACGAAACGAGCACUCCCUCUGGGCCGGAACACAUAGCAGCACUACACUACCCAUGAUGCACCUGUCGGCACUACAGUGAGCUGUAGUGGACUCUGGUGGACUGGACUCUCCUGGUCUCUUUUUUUAAUUUAUUGAUUUAGUCUAGUUUGUUCAUCAGAAACACCAAAAGUCUGUGUCCACUAAAGUCUGUCUACAUUUGAGGCUUAUUUAGAAGUCUGUGAUAACAGUAUCAUCAGUAACUAAAACUAAAAUUUUUAAAUCAUUGAAGUAAAUCAAUCUACAUAUCUAAAAAAUAAUCUAAAUAACUAAAACUAAAAUGUUAAAAUCAGUUUUGUUAACUAAAUCAACCUUAAUAAGUAAAACUAACAUGCUAAGAGGUUAGAGUAACCAAUUUUGUGCUGAAAAAACUUUUAGUGGAUACGGACCCUCAAAGUGCGGUACUGCUGUAGCUUAAUUCUAGUUAGCUUGAUGCUAGUUAGCAUUUGUCUGUACAGGAAGUACCAGACAGGAAGCUGAAACAAAGUCAUGUGAAAAUGUUUUUUUGUGUGUGUUACAUGUCUUAAGUAAAAUAAAAUUCAACAGUGA
This is a messenger RNA of Cheilinus undulatus (humphead wrasse), 1426 nucleotides long. RefSeq names its product selenoprotein T, 2 (gene selenot2). Gene Ontology annotation, biological process: cell redox homeostasis. Lineage: Eukaryota; Metazoa; Chordata; Actinopteri; Labriformes; Labridae. Gene Ontology annotation, molecular function: thioredoxin-disulfide reductase (NADPH) activity. The transcript has 6 exons. The record is from RefSeq and is a predicted model, not a curated record. Gene Ontology annotation, cellular component: endoplasmic reticulum membrane.